Coregonus sp. 'balchen' is the source of this 3781-nucleotide messenger RNA. The record is from the annotation of a GenBank genome assembly. Lineage: Eukaryota; Metazoa; Chordata; Actinopteri; Salmoniformes; Salmonidae.
AUGGAUGUGGUGCGGUUAUUUACAAACCUACUAGCAGUGCACAGACAGCAGCUACAGGCCCUAGCUGUACAGGGGGAGAUCCAGACUGAGGCUCUGGCACAGUUACUGGAGAAGGAGGAGCUCAGGAGAAUGGAGCCCGAUGUGAAGAUGGAGGAGGUGAAGGAUCCUGAGGCCUACCUGCUGCUUUUGGAGAAGGCAGGCUCCAACUCCAGGCUUUCUAAUGUGAAGUGGGGUCUCCUUGGUGGGGAGCGCCUCAGGUCAGGCGAGCCAGACUACGAGACACUGAGGGCCAGCCUGCGGAGCCAAGUCAGGGCAGAAGAGAGCCGACGGCAGCAGGACUUCAGCUCUCUGAGGUACGACCCUGAGAGAGGGCCCAGGGAUUUGGGGCAGGGACUGGAGAGUGCUGCCCAGCACUGGCUCCGGCCUGAGAGGAGAACGGCUGCGGAGGUGGUGAGGUGUGUGGCCCUGCAGAGGUUUGUGUCGCUCCUGCCCACAGACGUUGGAGACUGUGUGCUGAAACAGUGCCCCCAGGACAUGGAUGAGGCUAUCUACAUGGCUGAGGAGUACCUGAACAACACACCUGGGAAUAAGAGCAGUGAGAUGGACAACCACGCUGAUGGAGAGGGAUACCCUGCAGACCAACUGAGAGAGGAGGAAGAAGCAGGGUAGGGCCAGAUCAUGUUUUGAGUGUUUCUUCCACAUCCAAAGAGAUUAAGGAAGUGUAAAAUAUGUUGCCUACAAAUAUUGUGUGUUUAUUGGAAUGCAUUUGUUGAUAUGCUGUAUAUUUCCGUUUAUUUUCAGACAUGCAGAACAUCAAGUUAACAGUGAGAAGAUGAAAGUCACAAGACCGCGGCCAGGGAGGAUAGACUUUUCUAAAGUCUGCCAGUCCAGUAGUUUCAAUAUAGAUGCCAGACAUCUGGAGGACAUUUACAGUGAGGAGAGGAGACUUGAUGGGGAAGAUGAUUUGGUUGAGGAAGACAAUUUUGCUGAACAUGAGGACUGGAUUAAGGAGGAGAUAAAAUACAAUAACCAGGCUGAGGUAGAGGGUGAGAUCAGGUCAGCCUCUGAGAUGGCACAGUCUGCUGAUGUGGCUAUAAAUACUGAGAAUGUUGAGAGGGGUCAGUUUAGAAACAUAGCAAAUCAAAUGCCCGUCUUUGGAAGGGCCAAGAGAGGUGUAUCUGCCCCUGACAUCUCCUCGUCCAGCCCUAACACCGCCGAGACAGAGGGAGAAACACACUGCUGCCUGAAGCGGAAAAACAAAGAAGAUCCCUCCCAUAGACCAAGCCACUGCUGUCAUGACUGUGGUAAGAGCUACAAACGAGCUGCAUUUCUCAGCAAACACAGUUGCAGUGCCUUCCCUAAAUUCAUCUGUCCUGACUGUGCCCAAAUCUUUGCCUCUCAGAAAUGCCUGACCCACCACCGCAGGAGCCAUAAUAAGGCUCUGGGCUGCUCUGAGUGUGGGAAGCAGUUUAGGGACAAGUAUAAUCUGAAAUGUCACAUGAGGACCCACACAGGUGAGUCCCCUUAUACCUGUACAGACUGCGGGGACGUCUUUGCUCAGCUGAAAGGGCUGCAGGAGCACAGGAACAUCCACACAGAAGAAAGGCCAUUCCGCUGCAGUGUGUGUGGGGAGGGCUUCCACCACAGCCACACCCUGACAAAACACAAACUUCUUCACUCCCAGGAGUCUUUCCUCUGUACUCGCUGUGGAAAGAGCUUUAAACUAAAUGACGACUUGCUGAGGCAUCUGAGGACAGUGCAUGAUGAAAGCAUGUACCUAGAUGGAGAUCUGGGUUUUCAUCAGAAUGGAGACAUUUCACCAAGGCCCUAUUGGAAUUGACUCUAUUUAAUAGGGCUUGCGAAGCAAGAGUCCCCACUUUAAAUCUUCGUCAUAAUUCCUCUUAUUAGUAAGGCUUGUGAGAAGCAUUCUCUUACAUUGUUUUAAGCUAGAAACAUCAUUCAAACUUUAAAACGUGCAGAACAGUCAGGACCAGUGUGUUUGCAUUCAACUUUUUGAUAUAUUUUAUACUUUUUAAACUAUUAAGCUUUUAGUCCUUUUUCACUUUCAUGGGAUUUCUUCAACAUUCUAAAUGUACCAUUGUGACAUCAACUCCCAGACUUCCAACAUUCCAUUUACUGUGAACAAUGCAACUUUUGACACAAAUCAGAUACUUUGACCACUUUCCCAACCACAGUUAGACAAAAAGUUAGAGCGUAUGAAAUCUUUCUCUGCUAUUCAAAUCUAGAAUUGGAAAAACUAAAGUAUCUCCUACCAGUCUAACUAUCUGUUUUUAGUAACCACAUUAAUUUUUUUUUUAUAAACAACUGACAUUUUGACCACUUUCCCAGAAAUGUAGACAAAAUCUUACAGGGUAUGACAUCUUUGUCUACUUCUUUGGUAUUCAAAUCUGGAAUCAGAACAAAAUGAUUGACUGCUAAUCAGAAGUUACAGCUGUCUGAGUUUAGAGUGAUGAAAAGCAGCCAGCUAACGCCAGCUAACCGCUCUCUAGCUUGUCAUUGAGCAGCCCAAAUAGCCGUUGCUAUGGAUACUUGCAAAAACGUAAAGGUUAUGACAUCUUGGUCUACAUCUCUGCUAUUCAAAUCAGAACAGAAUGAUCUUCUACCAAUCAAAAGUUCCACAGUUUGUCUGAGUUUCGAGUGAUGAAAAGUAGCUAGCUAACGCCAGCUAACAGCUGUCUCAUGCCUCGUCAAAUUGUAUAUGCAGGGCUUCCUUGUGAAAGAGACCCUGGUCUCAUUGGUGACUCCCUGCUUAAAGGUAAAAUAAAAGAAUUGAGCAGCCCAAAUGGAGCCAUUGCUAUGGAUACUCGCAAAAACAUAGAGGGUAUAACAUCUUGGGCUCUGCUAUUUAAAUUUGGAAUCAGAACAGAAUGUUCUUCUACCAAUCAAAAGUUACUACUGUUUGUCUGAGUUUAUAGUGACAAAGUAGCUAGCUAACAUCAGCUAAAAGCUUUAUCAUGUCUCAUCAUUGAGCAGCCCAAAUGGAGCCGUUGCUAUGGAUACCAAUGCAUUUCAAUGGCAAAAAAAGGGCCAUAGACUACAAUGGUAAAUAAAAAAAUAAAAACUAGGUCCAUCUCCUCUUUCACUGUUUAAGCUAUCAACUCCAAACCAACAUUGAGAUGUUCAGACUGAGCCCACUUAGAUUUACAUGGGUUUGAAUGAGAACCAUAGGAAUACAGAGGUAGAUAUUCAAAAUGGUCGUGCUUUUGGGCAAUUAAGCUACAAGACCGAGACAAUCACCUAUCAAUACUAGCGGAGAAAGUUACUGUAUUUCUAAUUUUGGGUUGAUCAAUCGGGCCAAGGUAGGGUAGGGCCUGAACGUCGACAGCAUGGGUAGGGCUCGCGCUGUAAUGUCAUGCCUUUCUGCUUUUCUUUCAAACUUCUAAACACUUUCCUAUCAGGCUAGACAGAAACUUACUGUAUGACAUCUUCCUCUACUUCACUGCUAUUCAAGCUGAAAUGGUGAUCACUGUUAGCUUAAAGAGUUUAUUUAUUAGAUGGAACUAUCGCUAGCUAUCAGUAGGUUUACAUACAAGCCUAUUCUACAUAGUUCUUCAACUACCACAAAAAUACUUUUAAAGAGCUGUCAUCACUAGAUGCACCAUCAUAUUUCUCUACCCAAAUAAUAGCCUAAAACGUUCAAUUCCUUAUGAGUUCCUCCCUUCCACCACAACAACAAGUCUUCAAAUUCAGAAAGCAAAACAUAAUAAUUGUAGAACCAUGAUUUAUUUUCUCUCGUUUCAACACAGACUGCAUUUUAUGA